UUUUCCGAGGGUCCAGGAGAAAGAAUCAUAGUAAUGGAAUUCGGAGGAAUGCUGAGCCUCGAUUUCUACCUCCAUCAGAAUCCCGACGGUGGGGCGCUUCUCGACUGGAGCCGCCGCCUGCGGAUCGCCGCGGGCGCCGCCCGAGGACUAGAGUACCUCCACAAAGUGGCGUCUCCGCCCGUGAUUCACGGCUGCGUGAAGCCGUCAAACAUACUAGUGGACGUAAAAUUCUGCGCAAGGCUAUGCGACUACGGGCUGCAUUUCCUUGCGUCGCAAGAAAGGCAAGGGCUCGCGGGGUACGUGGACGAAGAGUAUUGGUUGAACAAAAGUGGCGCUUCGAAAGAGUGUGACGUGUUUGGAUUAGGUGUGGUUUUGUUGGAAUUGUUAAGUGGGAGAAGAAGUGAUUAUUAUCAAGAAAAUGUUAUAAAUAUUGUCCAAUGGGCAUUGCCUUUGAUUAAAGGGCUUAAAUUUAGUGAACUAUUUGACACUAGGCUUGCAAUUCCAUUCAAUAUUGAGCCACUUGUUAGAUUGGCUAGGGUUGCUUUGGCUUGUGUUGGGAAUUCUAGGCCUAAUCGUCCUUGUAUUGCACAAGUGGCUACUAUUUUGACCAAUUUAGAAAUGGAUUUAUAUUAAUUAUUUUAUUGCUUAUUUAUUCGGGUUUUUUUUCUUCAUG
Molecule: messenger RNA, 673 nt
Organism: Erythranthe guttata (spotted monkey flower)
Lineage: Eukaryota; Viridiplantae; Streptophyta; Magnoliopsida; Lamiales; Phrymaceae
Source: RefSeq, a predicted model, not a curated record